Molecule: messenger RNA, 2464 nt
Organism: Schistosoma guineensis
Lineage: Eukaryota; Metazoa; Platyhelminthes; Trematoda; Strigeidida; Schistosomatidae
Source: the annotation of a GenBank genome assembly
GUCGAUGAUGCACCAAUGGUCUUACGACGGUUUGACCUUCAAGAGCUCAGCGACCUCUAUUAAUGGACAAUGACAUCGAACCGUUGCUUGGAUCUAAUGUUUGGCGUUUUCUAUUAGCACUAAUGGUGUUACAACCUUUAUUAUUCUGGGAUUCGGUUUAACGAUUUCAUCCCUCUGUGCUGACGGGGUAUGGCAAAAUAUACAAAUAUAUAUAGUGCUUCCAGGUUUUCCAUGGUGGUCUAGCUUCAAUUGACUUAUGAUCUCAACAAUUGAGAUUUACAUACGUUGCGACUGAUUGAAUAAGUAUCUAGUAUCGUCAAGUUGCUCAACAUAUAAUAAAUACCAAACCCUCGGCAUCCAACCUAUUUUAAACGGAUGUGUUCAAAUACAAAUAUGUAUAGUUAACCAUUCAUUUUAUUGGCAAUAUGAUUCUGCGCCCAGUUUCGGAGUUUUCCCCAACGCAUUAUAAGAUCCUAAGGAAAUAUUGGGGAAAACCCAAAACUUUGGAGAUUCUCCCCAGACCUGUAAAAAAUUUGGUGGUUUUGUGCCAUUCCCCUAAAGUUUUCUAUUUUGGCUCACCCAGAAUGUACCAAAAACGGACAUUUCCCUCGAAAUAGGUAGACUGGGUGCUCAGAAAUUCUCACAAUGUAUAAUUUCAGCACUACUGAUUUUAGUGUACUAAAUAAAACAUUUGGUAAAUCAUGUGCUUUACUAAAAGAAAAACACGGAUUCAUAAGUUCUGUUUAGUGAUUAUACACACCUUUUCAGGUACAUCUAAGUUCCUAUGAAUCCUGUUCGCAUCUGUUCAUGGAAUAUAAAUGGGUUGCGCUCUAUUCAACAUCCGUUGAAAACUACUUUAGAUUCUCUUAAAUCUGAUAUAAUUUGUAUUCAGGAGACUAAAACCACACCUGACAUAAGUAGGGAAUUCGCACUUGCGGAUAAUUACAAUGGUUAUUUUAGUCAUAGUAUACACAAGACAGGAUAUUCAGGUACUGCGGUUUUUUGUCGUAAUCCUCUCAAGCCAACUAAAACAUUUCAUAACUUAAAUGAUAUACUUGUCGAAUCCAUUUCCUGCCGAAAUAAUUCAACGGAUGGAUGGAGUUUUCUCAAAACGAAACUAAAUAUCACUCAUACUGAAGCUCGUAACUUGGAUGCAGAAGGAAGAGUACUGGGUCUCCAGUUUUCUACUGAUAUAUUUACCCCCUUUCGAAUUCCAGACGAAAAGCGACCGCUGAUUGUGUUGUCCAUAUAUUUUCCCAGGUUAAAUCCAGAAAACGUUGAACGUUUGAAUUACAAACAUCUUUUCCAGUCUGCUGUACAACUUUGCAUUGAAUCACUUCUAGUAGAAAACAACGUAGUUAUUGCUGGGGACUUUAAUAUUUGUCACAAAAUGAUCGAUCAUUGUGCUCCAGACGAAUUUAUUAUGGAUGAGUCUUCAAAAUCUUUUCGCCAGUGGUUUGAUCGGUUGUUGAUUGAAGAACAGCAAGAUCUAAGUCUUAAUACUCAAAUCAGUGUUGGUUUAAGAAGAUUCGUGGAUAUCUUCAGGCUACUCCAUCCUCGUCGAGAAAAUGCUUUUACAUGUUGGUCGUCGCGUACGAAUGCUCGUCAAACAAAUUAUGGAGUCAGACUGGAUUAUAUUUUAUUCGACAUGAAACUUGUGGAGAUUAUCACCACCAUAUCAGAUAACAGUAUACAAGCAGACUUGAUGUCACAUAUAAAUGGAUCUGAUCAUUGCCCAAUAUAUGCAGAUCUACCAUAUUUUUACAAUUCAGAUUUGAUUUUUUCCUAUUCAUUUCCACCUAAAUGCUCUCAUUACUGGCCCCAAUGUCAGAGAAAGCAAAUGGACUUAGAGAGCUUCGUAAUGUCAAAGAGUCAUUCCAAAGUAACUAAACAAGCUUUUACUUCUCAUGACACACAAGCUUCCGUAUCCUGUGUAAGAAAUUCGCAUUCCAAAGAGAAACGUCUCGCUUUCAGGCAAACGAAAAUCACCUUCAGGGAGUCUAUACCAAUAGAGACGGCUACACGUAUACAUGAUCAAUUUUCAAGUAAAGAGAAUACGACUGAAACUCUCCAAAGAAAAAAUUACGACCCAUCUCAAACAGCUCAGUCAACUGAAGCAUGGCGAAAUCUUUUUUCAGGGCCGAAGAAACCUCCUGUAUGCCUUGGCCACAAAGAACCUUGCGUCAUGAGGACUGUGAAAAAUUUAAAAGCAACUAAAGGUAGUCGAGUCGGCAGGCGGUUUUGGGUUUGUGCACGCCCUCAAGGCGCUUCAGACAAUCCAGCUGCCCGGUGUAGCACAUUUUUUUGGGAUGACCAAAUACCAAAAAAUAAGUUACUCUAGUAGCAGUUUUGUAUUAAGAGUUAAAAUCAAUUUUAGAUUAUGUAAAAAGAGAUAAAAGAUAAUAUCACAUUUCGGUUGUUUGUGUCUUAGAAGUUGGCGAAUUAAGAAAUUGUUUAUCAGCUA